Penicillium argentinense is the source of this 321-nucleotide messenger RNA. RefSeq lists its product as uncharacterized. The transcript is spliced from 2 exons. Lineage: Eukaryota; Fungi; Ascomycota; Eurotiomycetes; Eurotiales; Aspergillaceae. The record is from RefSeq and is a predicted model, not a curated record. The coding region runs from base 1 to 321 and encodes 106 amino acids.
AUGGCGAUGCCAGCUGUUCUUGUCCGUCUUGCACAGACCAAUCUAUGGGCACGCUCCAGUCGAGAGCAGCCUGCCAAGUUGUGCCAUGCCGCUGCCAAGGAGUGGCAUAUCACUGCCAAGGGUUUCGUCCAUUACCCUCAAAGUAGCAGUCUGGGCAUUUGGACCAGUAAUAGCGGAGCAGCUGAGCCGCCCCCAACUGCAACGACCGUGGAAUGCCCCAUCCCCGCUGCGCACGAUGGUUUCCAAGCAUCUUGGCUCUCCCCAUGCACUGUGGAACCCCAGUCAUCUCGGGUUACUACUUUUGUCAAUCCGGGGAUGUAG